Messenger RNA from Tripterygium wilfordii, 1957 nucleotides. RefSeq names its product lysine histidine transporter-like 8. NCBI's taxonomy places the organism in Eukaryota, Viridiplantae, Streptophyta, Magnoliopsida, Celastrales, Celastraceae. The transcript has 5 exons. The coding region runs from base 115 to 1692 and encodes 525 amino acids. The record is from RefSeq and is a predicted model, not a curated record. Gene Ontology annotation, cellular component: plasma membrane.
AUGCAACGCAAGGCUUAUAUAUACAGUCCAAAGCUUGAAGAGGCUUCUUGUGAGGGAAAACCAAUUAGGGAGAUAGAAAUAAUAUUAACCUCAUAGAGAUAGAGAUAGCCAAAAAUGGGUGAUCUUGAUGAAGUUAGCUCUGCCCCUAUAACACCAAGACCGCCAAUCUCAGCUCCUCCAUCCCAAUACCACUCCCCGUCGUUGACGCGCUCCCCGCUCCUCUCCACCGCCGCUGAUGGUAUCGAAACUAGCAAGACCCCCAGGAGUUCAACCCCCAAAACAUCAACACCAAGAACUGGGACACCAAGAAUUAGAACUCCAAGGUUCAUUACCCCAAUUGGCAGUCCUAUUAGAAGAGCACUUAGGCUCACUAGGCUUGACCCUGAAGAUGCUUGGCUUCCAAUCACUGAGUCCAGGAAUGGCAACGCUUACUACGCUGCGUUUCACACGCUCUGUUCCGGUAUUGGAUUCCAGGCACUGGCUCUUCCUGUUGCCUUCACAAUUCUUGGAUGGGCAUGGGGAGUCAUUAUAUUGACUCUGACUUUUAUAUGGCAGCUUUACACUCUAUACAUACUUGUUCAGCUCCAUGAAUCUCAUGAAACUGGCAUGCGUUACAGUCGAUACCUUCAACUCUGCAAUUCCACUUUUGGUGAAAAGUUAACCAACUGGCUAGCCCUGUUUCCGAUCCUAUACCUCUCAGGAGGCACAUGUGUUGCUCUAAUCGUGCUUGGAGGCCAAAGCUCAAAAACAUUCUUCCAGGUUGUGUGUGGAGAGGGAUGCACACUCCAUCCACUGACCACCGCGGAGUGGUACCUGGUGUUCACUUGUGCUGCAGUGUUGCUCUCGCAGCUACCAAACUUGAACUCGAUCGCGGGUGUCUCGCUGAUCGGUGCUGUUACUGCUGUUGGGUAUUGUUCUCUGAUUUGGGUCAUCUCUGUUGCCGAAGGCAGACUACCUGGUGUUUCAUACGACCCUAUUCGCUCCGGUUCGUGGUUGAAAAGGUCUUUAGAGGUUCUUAAUGGGCUUGGAAUUGUUGCUUUUGCUUUCAGAGGCCACAAUCUCAUUCUUGAAAUUCAGGCUACGAUGCCUUCUGACGAGAAGCACCCGUCUCGUGUACCAAUGUGGAAGGGUGUUAAGGUUGCGUAUACAAUCAUCGCUAUGUGCUUAUUCCCUCUCGCAAUCGCAGGUUACUGGGCAUACGGCGGAAGGAUACCUAAAGCCGGUAUGCUAACAGCACUAUACACCUACCAUAGUCGAGACGCGGCGCAGCUUCUUCUAGGACUUACAAGCUUAUUCAUCAUAAUCAACGCAGUAAGCUCUUUCCAAAUUUAUGGGAUGCCCUUGUUUGAUGAGGGAGAGUCAAAAUACACAAAGAGAAUGAAGAAGCCAUGUCCAUGGUGGUUAAGGGUAAUUAUUAGGACUUUCACGGGCUUCUCCUUCUUCUUUGUGGCUGUGGCUUUUCCUAGCUUUGGAAGUGUUGCUGGGCUUCUUGGAGGGAUUACAUUGCCAGUUACAUUAGCCUAUCCAUGUUUCAUGUGGCUCAAGGUCAAGAAGCCCAAGGCCCAAGGCUCUAUUUGGUGGCUCAAUUGGGUUCUUGGUGUGGUUGGGUUGGGUCUGAGUGGGCUUUUGAUUAUUGCUGGAGUCUUUACUGUUAUUGAUUCCGGGAUCCAAGGAAGCUUCUUCAACCCUUAGUGAAGAAUGAAUGAAUUCAUAAGUGAAAAAUAAAUAAAUAGUUUUUAUUUUUUGUUGUAGAUUAAAUGUGGGAUUUAUUUUGAUAUAAUGGAACUUGAGACAAAUUUAUUUUAUUAUUCAUUUAUGUAAGCUCUCUCUGUAUCACUCUUGUAGUCUUGUUGGCAUAAACCUCAAGAUAAGCUUAGCUUAUAAGCUGUAAAUUAAGUUUGUUUUAUGAACCUCAAUGAAAUGUUUGGUAUGGUUUAUAGAAUGAUUUUUAUUGGAA